UCCUCUAGCAACAUGGCUGACAGCAAGGCCAAGUCUGCCAAGGCCGCCAACAAGACACCCCCCAAGUCCCCGGGGGACCCUGCCAAGGACCGGGCAGCCAAGAGGCUGUCGCUGGAGACAGAAGGGGCCGCUGAGGGGGCGGCUGCCGCGGCCCCGGAGCUCAGCGCCCUGGAGGAGGCCUUCCGGCGGUUCGCGGUGCACGGAGACACCAGGGCCACUGGGAAGGAGAUGCACGGCAAGAACUGGUCGAAGCUGUGUAAGGAUUGCCAGGUCAUCGAUGGGAAGAACGUGACCGUCACAGACGUGGACAUCGUCUUCAGCAAAAUCAAAGGGAAGUCCUGCCGGACCAUCACAUUCGAGCAGUUCAAGGAGGCACUUGAAGAACUCUCCAAGAAGAGAUUCAGAGACAAGAGCAGCGAGGAGGCUGUCCGCGAGGUGCACAGGCUCAUCGAGGGCAAGGCCCCCAUCAUCUCGGGGGUUACGAAAGCCAUCUCGUCGCCCACCGUAUCUCGGCUCACGGACACGACCAAGUUCACGGGCUCCCACAAGGAACGCUUCGACCCAUCAGGCCGGGGCAAGGGGAAGGCAGGCCGUGUGGACCUGGUGGACGAGUCGGGCUACGUGCCAGGCUACAAACACGCAGGCACCUACGACCAGAAGGUGCAGGGGGGCAAGUAGCCAGCCCUGCCAAGGCCUGUCCACCUCACACUUCAUUACAUUCCUGUGCUCCCCGGUCAGAACUCAAGACUCUGGGGCCCGGGUGGCUGUGGGGGUGACACCCAGGCCUCCUCCUGCCCCGGGGCCAGCGCGCUUCUCUCUGACCCCCAGGUGGGGCCCCUGAACUCACUGACCUUUUGUAACACACCUGCCUCGUCCAGUGCUGGCCGUCA
Molecule: messenger RNA, 890 nt
Organism: Neomonachus schauinslandi (Hawaiian monk seal)
Lineage: Eukaryota; Metazoa; Chordata; Mammalia; Carnivora; Phocidae
Gene: TPPP
Product: tubulin polymerization promoting protein
Exons: 3
Coding region: 13-678 (221 amino acids)
Biological process (GO): microtubule polymerization; positive regulation of protein polymerization; microtubule bundle formation
Cellular component (GO): microtubule
Molecular function (GO): tubulin binding
Source: RefSeq, a predicted model, not a curated record